Molecule: messenger RNA, 4235 nt
Organism: Lates calcarifer (barramundi perch)
Lineage: Eukaryota; Metazoa; Chordata; Actinopteri; Centropomidae
Gene: fanci
Product: FA complementation group I
Biological process (GO): DNA repair
Molecular function (GO): DNA polymerase binding
Source: RefSeq, a predicted model, not a curated record
GCCAAGCAAAACAGGAAGUGUCCGCUGGCGGGAAAUUUGUUAAAUAUUAUGAAAGCAUUACCAAAGACACCAAAGUCUUGAGUUAGUCUUUUCACGGCCUAGUUCACUAAAUUAAAGUGGCUGUCUAAUAUUGAAAUUAGCGACAUAUUCGACAGGCAGAGGUUGAGCAUGAGGGCAGAAAUUGAUAAAAUCGUCUCACUGUCAGAUGGAGACAGUACCGCCGAACUUCAGACCUACCUGUCGUCCCUCAAAAAUGAUCAGUUAAUCACUGUGAUAACUAACGGCGCAUUAAAGGGUAAGAAGGUCGGUGCCAUGAUUAAAGGCAUAUUUGCAGGCUCUCCACCUAGUACCACAGAGGGAUCAAACCGCAGACUUCUUGUUUAUCAACACUGCAUCCCGCUUUGUGAGUCCGGGGACCUUCAGACUGAAGUGGCAGCUGAUAUCAUUGGACUGCUGAUGCUUGAAACUCGUACACUGUCGGGACCCUCCCUUGCACAACUGGCAUCUCUUUUCGUUGACGCCAUUAAGGUGGGGAAAAUGGGCAGUGGAAAAUCCCUGGAGCUAUUUCCUACUGUGCUUACUGCCCUUGCAGCCUGUGAAGCCUUGUCUUACGGCAAAGGAGAACUCAGUGGUGAGGAAUACAAGAAGCAGCUGAUCAACAGCCUCUGCUCAAGCAGAUGGGACCCGCAGUGUGUUAUCCACUUGACAACCAUGUUCAGGGAUGUGCCCCUCUCAUCAGAGGAGCUGCAGUUCCUGGUGGAGAAAAUACUGCGGAUGUUCACCAGACUUGAUCUACAGGAGAUUCCACCACUGGUUUAUCAGCUGCUGCUUUUGUCUGCAAAGGGAUGUAAGAAACAGGUUCUGGAUGGAAUCAUUGGUUAUUUUAAGGACCAAGAUGUUCGCCAGGAAGAAGAACAAAAACAUGGAGAGAGUCUGGAUCUAGAGGUUCAGUCCAUUCCACAGGACCAGUUAAGGCAUGUGGAGGGCACUGCCAUCCUCCACAUAGUCUUUGCUAUACGACUCGACCAUGAACUUGGGAGAGAAUUCCUCAAAACCUUUAAGAUGUCAUACAGCGACCUGUGUCCUUUCAGUGUUGCCCUCUUGCUCUCAGUGGCACGUAUCCAGCGCUAUGAAGAGCAGGUCUUUGACCUUUUGAAGGGGGCAAUCAUCAAGAGCUUCAAGGAUGAGCAGCUGCAGCAGGGGUCAAAGUUCCUGCAGGACCUCCUGCCUAAGCACUGCAGUGUGGCUCAGAUGAUACUGGACACAGUCAAGAACAGCGUGUUUGGGUGGGAUCAUGUGACCCAGGGGCUGGUGCAGCUGGGCUUCUUCCUCAUGGAUACAUUCGGCCCCAAACCUGGACCAUUUGGCAAGACUACAGAUGGGUCUGCUACCAUAGCCAGGACCCCGACUCAGCAGUCAUGUAAGCUUGGGGGUCAGAUGCUCCUCCAGGGCUUUAAGAUACAUGAGCCUAUCAGAGGCGAGAUACUGGAGCAGGUCUUGAAUCGACUGGUCACAAAGACGGCUUCACCUGUCAGUCAUUACUUAGACCUUUUCUCUGACAUUGUGAUCUCUGCUCCCAUGAUCCUCCUGGAGUCAUCCUCUAAGGUGACAGAAACAUUUGACCACCUGUCAUACCUGCCCUUAGCCACUGUUCAGGGUCUACUAAAAGCUGUCCAGCCCCUGCUCAAGGUGAGCAUGUCCCUGAAAGAUGCUUUGAUUCUAGUUCUCCGCAAGGCCAUGUUUUCAAGCCAACUGGACGGCCGGAAGUCUGCAGUGACUGGCUUCUUGCUGCUGCUGAAAAACUUCAAAGUGUUGGGCAGCUUGGCGUCGAGCCAGUGCAGCCAGGCAGUCUCCUCCAGCCAGAUCCAAGUGGACGUUCAUUCUCGUUUCAACUCUGCUGCCAACGAAGCGUUCUGCCUGGAGAUCCUCAGCAGCCUGCGUCGCUGCCUGGGCCAGCAGGCUGAUGUUCGCCUUAUGCUUUAUGAGGGCUUCUAUGAUGUCCUCCGUCGCAACUCGCAGCUUGCCAGCUCCAUCAUGCAGACCCUCCUCUCACAGCUGAGGCGGUACUAUGAGCCUGAACAGGACCUCCUGCCCCCGGUGAAGCUGGAGCCCUGCAUCACAGCUCAUGGAGACCAAGUCUACCUCCAGGAGCCACUGGCCCAUCUGGUUAGCUGCACUGUACAUUGCCUGCUGUGGCUGCAGAACAUGCGGCGAUCAGCCAACCCCAACGCUGACGACAGCGAUGAAGAUGAGGAGGAAGAGGAGGAGGGAUACCAGUCUGAACUACAAACAAUCCUAGAAAGCAUGACAAGACGAAUGAUCAAGUGUGAACUGGAGGACUUUGAACUAGACAAGUCAGCAGAGUUCUCCUUGGGAUCUAGUGUUGGGGUGAAGAAUAAUAUCUAUGCAGUGCUGGUGAUGGGAGUAUAUGAGGUUCUCAUAGAGUACAACUUCAUCAAAGCCAACUACAGUAAAAGCUGCUUUGAGGAGCUCAUGCAGCUGUUUAACUGCUACCACAAGCUGUCUGAGAUUCUGAAGGAGAAAUCUGGAAAAGGUCGAGUGCCCUCACACAAGACCCCCCGCAGUUUACUCUCUAUGGGCUUCAUAUCAACUCUCCUCACUGUGCUCUUCAGAGACAGUACUCAGAGCAAAGAGGAGGCUCUUUUGGUGCUACGCUCUAGUGGAGAGUUUGUUCGUUAUGCAGUAAGUGUGGCUGUACAGAAGAUCCAGCAGUUGGAGGAAACUGGACACACAGACGGUCCAGAUGGACAUAACACAGACAGGACUUUCCGCUUCCUCUGUGACAUGACAAGCGUGCUGAUGUGGCGUUACACCAACAUCCCCAGCGUGGUGGAGGAGGCAGGGAAGAAGGAGAAGCGCUCCAGCCUGUCUCUGCUGUGUCUGGAAGGUCUGCUCAGGAUCUUCACAACCUGCCAGCAGCGCUAUCCAGACAAGAUGGCCCAGCUCCUCUCCAACAUGGACAUUGCAGAGGACGAUCCGGAGCCAGACGAUGGCAGUGUUACGGAGAUGAACUUCUUUUACAUUCGUCAGUUUCAGAGAGCACUGUUUACUCAGUUAAGUGGAGGAGAGGAGGAAUUCAACAGCAAAGAGGCUCAGCUGCUGGUCAGCAUCUUGAGUGUGCUCUCACGCCAGCUAAAGCCCUCCUCCAAACAGUUUGUUCAGAUGAUCACGUGGACUGUGAAAAUCUGCAAGGAGACCAGUUUUGAGGAUCCUGCUUUUUCCAAAGGGCUGCUCUCGCUUCUCUUCAACCUACACAUUCUCUACAAGAGUCCUGUGGGCUUGUUGCUGGAGCUCUGCCAAGACAUUCACAGUCAGCUGGGGGACAUCGAUCAGGACGUGGAGGUAGAGAAACAGUCUCAUUUCGCCACCGUCAACAUGAAGACUGCUACAACGGCAGCACUGCUGGUCCUGUCUCAGGUUGACAGAGUGCUUGAUGAAGUGGACUGGCUGAUUGCCAGAAAGAAAAGCCAGACAGCCUCUGACAAAUCUGGCUCCGGUGAGGCCACCCAGACUGCAGGCCAGCAGGAUCCAAUAGAGAAAGCAGUGACACUGCAGCUCGGGACUCUCUUGACAGCAUUAAAUGAGCUGGUCCAGACUGCCGUGCUAUCUGGCACCUGCACCAUUACACUGCUGAGAGAACUGCGUCGCAUAUACACCAUCCUCACCACCCUAGUCAAAUAUUACAUCCAGGUGUGUGCCACCCAGCACGGUAUGCUGCCAGCACGCUUUGAGAAGCUGGUCAAACUGUCUGGCUCUCAUCUAACACCACAGUGCUACUCUUUCAUCACAUAUGUACAGAGUGCAGAAUUUAGUGGUGGAGAUGACAAGAAGAAAAAGAAAAGGAAUGAAGUGAACGCAGCUGCUUCCGCAAAACUUCUGAGAGAGACAAAGGCCAUCCCUGACUUGAUCUUCAGCAUUGAACAGUAUGAGAAAUACCUCAUCACACUCUCAAAGAAAUCAAAGGUAAAUCUGAUGCAGUACAUGAAGCUGAGCACCUCAAGAGAUUUCCGCAUCAAUGCCGCUACUCUGGACGCAGCCCUGCAGGAGCAGGACGACAGUCUGGAGACCACAGAGACACAGGAGGCAGAGGAGACGCAAGAACCCAAACAGAAGAAGCGAAAACAGUGAGCUGACACGCAAGAGCUCUUCUGUUUGACACAUAUAGAUCUCCAAAUUCCUCACUGACUUUUACAUGCCGAUGAACAGCCUCUGGC